AUGUCUGCCCUUCCCCCUUCCUCUAUUACAAGUCCUCAAGAACUUUUAAACCACGAUCUACACAACAUGGAAAAAAAGAAAGAAAGUAUUGUCGGCGAUUCAACCCCCGAUCGAAAAAAUUCGAUACCUCCUUCUUCCGACAAAUUCGAGCUUACAACUUCGCCAACAACAUUAACACCGAAAGGGAAACAGGAACAAUCUUUUAACCCUCGUAGUAAUUGUAAUGAAAGUAAAAGUGAUAACUCCAUUCCAAGUACUGACGACAAAUCGAAUUCGAAGGUCAAUACGUCAAACGAAACAUUGAUUACAAAUAGAAGAAUUGACUUUCCCCAUUUUCAAGUUGGUGUGAGUGAAGAUCGGAACAAGCGCUACCGGAGAACUAUGGAAGACGCACACUCAUACUUUUAUGAUUUCGCAGGGGUCGAAGGGCAAGGUUUUUUUGCCAUUUUCGAUGGCCAUGCUGGGAAACAGGCUGCCGAAUGGUGUGGAAAUCAUUUUCACAAG
This is a messenger RNA of Acaulospora morrowiae, 504 nucleotides long. Lineage: Eukaryota; Fungi; Glomeromycota; Glomeromycetes; Diversisporales; Acaulosporaceae. The record is from the annotation of a GenBank genome assembly.